AUGUCGCCACCUGCCAUGAACUUCCAGGAGCCGGCUACCAAUGGCCACGCAGUUCCAGUGGCAGCGUCCAAGAUGGCCUCUGUGCCUCACACCACUGCCAUUCCGAUCAACGGGCAUACCAAGCCUCAGGCCAUCGACGACAUGGCUGGAAAGUGGAGCGAUUUUAAGUUCGCGCAUAUUAGGGAGUCUCAGGUCUCGCGGGCCAUGACCAGGAGGUACUUCGCAGACUUGGAUCAGUACGCCGAGAGCGAUAUUGUCAUUAUCGGAGCUGGAAGCUGUGGUCUCUCGACCGCUUACUGCCUCGCCAAGGCGCGCCCGGACCUCAAGAUUGCCAUCAUCGAGGCUGGCGUCGCUCCUGGAGGAGGCGCUUGGCUUGGCGGUCAGCUCUUCAGCGCCAUGAUCAUGAGGAAGCCAGCCGAUGCCUUCCUUCGUGAGCUCGGCGUCCCGUACGAGGACGAUGGUCCAGAUGCAAACUUCGUGGUCGUCAAGCACGCUGCCCUCUUCACCAGCACUGUGCUGUCCAAGGUGCUCCAGUUUCCAAACGUGAAGCUCUUCAACGCCACUGCGGUGGAGGACUUGAUCACUCGCAAGAACUCCAGUGGUGAGCUUCACAUUGCCGGUGUCGUCACCAACUGGACUCUCGUCAGCAUGCACCAUGAUGACCAGAGCUGCAUGGACCCCAACACCAUCAAUGCCCCCGUCAUUGUUUCGACUACCGGCCACGACGGUGAGUCUUUGUGCACCCAAACCCCCCGCAACACCGUCAACUAACGCUCAUCUCAGGCCCGUUCGGUGCCUUCUCCGUCAAGCGCCUCGUGUCCAUGGGCAGCCUCUCUUCCCUCGGUGGCAUGCGCGGUCUCGACAUGAACACUGCCGAAGACGCCAUUGUCAAGGGCACUCGUGAGAUCGCUCCCGGCCUCAUCGUCGGAGGCAUGGAACUGUCCGAGGUCGACGGAGCCAACCGCAUGGGCCCUACUUUCGGCGCCAUGGCUCUCUCGGGCGUCAAGGCUGCCGAGGAAGCUCUCAGGAUCUUUGAGCAGAGGAAGGCGGAAUGCGCCGAGGGUGCCAAGCACUAG
Messenger RNA from Lecanosticta acicola, 1076 nucleotides. The record is from the annotation of a GenBank genome assembly. NCBI's taxonomy places the organism in Eukaryota, Fungi, Ascomycota, Dothideomycetes, Mycosphaerellales, Mycosphaerellaceae.